Schistosoma margrebowiei is the source of this 1341-nucleotide messenger RNA. The record is from the annotation of a GenBank genome assembly. NCBI's taxonomy places the organism in Eukaryota, Metazoa, Platyhelminthes, Trematoda, Strigeidida, Schistosomatidae.
AAAGGAACGUUUAAUAAUUGAUCAAUAAUGCGGGCAACCAAUAAAUUAUCUGGGCAGAUAGCUAGUAAAUUAGCAUUGGUAAUUGUUACAUUAUUGAUUGAGCAAGCUGUUUACUGAUUGGCCGAUUUCAUAAAUGCAAAGUUAGCCAUUUAUGGUCAUUUCAUCAAACGUAUUUAGUAAAGUGAAUCAAGUAUCUCACUACUUAGAGAAAUGGCUGAGGAAGACGUUGCUGCCCUUGUUAUCGACAAUGGAUCUGGUAUGUGCAAAGCUGGCUUCGCCGGAGAUGACGCUCCCAGAGCCGUGUUCCCCUCCAUUGUUGGGAGACCAAGACAUCAAGGAGUGAUGGUGGGAAUGGGUCAGAAAGACAGUUAUGUGGGAGACGAGGCUCAAUCGAAACGUGGUAUCCUGACUCUAAAGUACCCGAUCGAACAUGGUAUUGUGACUAACUGGGAUGAUAUGGAGAAAAUAUGGCACCACACAUUCUACAACGAGUUGCGAGUGGCUCCAGAAGAACAUCCAGUGUUGUUGACAGAAGCUCCAUUGAACCCGAAAGCGAAUCGUGAGAAGAUGACACAGAUCAUGUUUGAAACUUUUAAUGCUCCAGCUAUGUAUGUUGCUAUUCAAGCAGUGUUGUCGCUGUAUGCAUCUGGUCGUACAACUGGUAUCGUGUUGGACUCAGGUGAUGGUGUGACCCACACGGUUCCGAUUUACGAAGGUUAUGCAUUGCCUCAUGCCAUUUUGCGUCUGGACCUUGCUGGUAGAGAUCUUACCGACUAUAUGAUGAAGAUCUUGACUGAGAGAGGUUACAGUUUUACUACUACUGCAGAACGUGAAAUAGUCCGAGAUAUAAAGGAGAAGCUUUGUUAUGUUGCUUUGGAUUUUGAGCAGGAGAUGGGUACUGCAGCAUCAAGUUCUGCUUUGGAGAAGAGUUACGAACUUCCGGAUGGUCAAGUUAUCACUAUUGGUAAUGAACGAUUCAGAUGUCCAGAAGCUCUUUUCCAACCCAGUUUCCUGGGGAUGGAAUCCGCCGGUAUUCAUGAGACCACUUACAAUUCCAUUAUGAAGUGUGAUGUAGAUAUACGAAAGGAUUUGUAUGCAAACACUGUAUUGUCAGGUGGAAGUACAAUGUAUCCUGGUAUUGCUGACCGUAUGCAAAAGGAGAUUAGCGCUCUAGCUCCCAGUACUAUGAAGAUUAAGAUAGUUGCACCACCUGAGAGGAAGUACUCUGUAUGGAUCGGUGGUUCUAUUUUGGCAUCAUUAUCAACAUUCCAACAGAUGUGGAUUUCCAAACAGGAAUAUGAUGAAUCUGGUCCCGGUAUUGUUCAUCGCAAAUGCUUUUAA